Messenger RNA from Penicillium angulare, 357 nucleotides. RefSeq lists its product as uncharacterized. The coding region runs from base 1 to 357 and encodes 118 amino acids. Lineage: Eukaryota; Fungi; Ascomycota; Eurotiomycetes; Eurotiales; Aspergillaceae. The record is from RefSeq and is a predicted model, not a curated record. The transcript is spliced from 2 exons.
AUGCAACUGGGCUGGGUACAUUAUGCUGUGGAUGAAAAUGCGUUUAGGAAAGAGCAUGAUGCAUUCUGGGACAAUUUAAUCGAAAGCGACAAAGAAUCUCCAAACAGAUCAUGGGUGGAUUGCCGUGUAUCUGAGUUUACUGACUGUCGCGGCUAUCUUGAACCUCCUUCACAAGAAUCUGGGAGAGUCAACUCGAGAGUAUAUCCUCCAUGGAAUGGCCGUAAAUGUCGCGAGGCUUAUCGGGAUGGAUCAUUUUGGGGACGAGAUGCCGAGGUCAGCAAUAAGAUCGUUGAGCGAGGACCAGCUACUUGUCCGACAAAGACUAUGGUGGACUCUCGUAAUUUGCGAUUGGUAUGA